Molecule: messenger RNA, 482 nt
Organism: Strongylus vulgaris
Lineage: Eukaryota; Metazoa; Nematoda; Chromadorea; Rhabditida; Strongylidae
Source: the annotation of a GenBank genome assembly
AUGGCUCGUGUAGUCAAGUGUGUGGACGAUUUAGCUUCAACUGCCGAUAGUUUGCAGCGUACUUUCGUUGUUGAGGUUAUGAGUAAAGAUUGCGGUAGUCUUGCGCUUACUGCUGCGAUUGCCUUGGAAGCGGAUUUUGUUUUUAUUCCUGAAGUGCCACCAACUCAAGAAUGGCCCAAAGUAAUGUGUAGUCAUCUUCAGAGAAAGCGUAAGGCAGGCAGCCGUCUUCACAUAAUUCUCGUCUCGGAAGGAGCAACAGAUUCGGACAAAAAGCCAAUAACCGUAGAUAUGAUCAAAAAAAUUGUGGAAGAGAAUCUAAAAUACGAUGUUCGUGUUUCUCGCCUUGGUCAUCUGCAACGAGGAGGGCGACCAUCGUUUCUUGACAGAUUACUUGGCUGUCGAAUGGGAGCAGAAGCAAUAAAUGCUUUGCUGAGGAGUGAACCAGCUUCGCCACAAGUUCUUUGCUUAAAAGGUAACUAGAG